Nezara viridula (southern green stink bug) is the source of this 324-nucleotide messenger RNA. The record is from the annotation of a GenBank genome assembly. Lineage: Eukaryota; Metazoa; Arthropoda; Insecta; Hemiptera; Pentatomidae.
AUGGGCCUGCCAUGUUUGCCGGCAGCCAAUCAGAGAGUCCCCUCUGGCCUGACGUCACAGCGCCCCGCCCUCGCCGGGCAUCCCCACCACUCCCCACCACGGCCGCCUUCCCCUACUCCUCAGGGAAUAAUUUUAGACUUGACACUAUGUCAAAAGAGAUGGACAACCUGUAGAUACAAUCUUUUCCCCUUUGCUUUGGAAAAGCUUUGGAGACAACUAGCUCAAGUUCACCCCCUCGGGUCCAUGCCAGUCAUUACCAACGGUCUGGAUAAGGGGUGGAAGGGGAAAAGAAACCCCCCUCCUCAUCUAUUUCUUAACCUUUAG